GCCGACAUCAAUGCAGAGGAUGCAGAUGGGGAGACGGCCCUGCUGCUGGCGGCGAGGCGAGGGCAUCAGGCGGCGGUGGAGCUCAUGCUGGAGCACGGCGCCGCCACAGACCAGGCCAACAGGAGCGGCGUCACUCCCCUCAUCGCCGCGGCGCUGUUUGGGCACGAUGGGACGGUGGAAGUACUGCUGGCCAGAGGGGCUGGCACGGCCGCCAGCGAUGUCCAGCAUCGCCGCACACCGCUCCACUGGGCGGCGCUGGCGGAUGCGGCGGCGAUCGCCCGCAUGCUGCUGCAGCAUGGGGCUCAGGGGGGCGCGGUGGACUGCCACGGGGCCACCGCAAUGGACCUGGCUGUGGAGCACGACUGCACCCAAGUGGUGCAGGUGUUUGUCAGCUUUGCCAGCAGCAGCUGA
Messenger RNA from Chlorella variabilis, 411 nucleotides. RefSeq lists its product as hypothetical. Gene Ontology annotation, cellular component: nucleus; cytoplasm. Lineage: Eukaryota; Viridiplantae; Chlorophyta; Trebouxiophyceae; Chlorellales; Chlorellaceae. The record is from RefSeq and is a predicted model, not a curated record. The transcript is spliced from 2 exons. Gene Ontology annotation, molecular function: protein binding. The annotation marks the transcript as partial.